AUGGGUGACGCCGACUAUCCGAACUUGGAGAGCAUAUGCCGGUUGUGUCUGAAGGAAGAUGCUGGAACUGUAGCCAUUUUCCCGCUGCCAGAAGUAAAACUGGAAAAGAACUCUGUCCAUAUAUCCAUACCGAUGCGUAUAAUGUCCUGUGCCGCUCUCGAAGUACAGUCCCACGAUGGUUUGCCGGCAAAAAUAUGCCCCGAUUGCCGUUUGCAAUUGGAGAAGUCCUAUUUGUUUCGCAAACAAAGCCAAACUUCCGACUCCAAGCUAAGGAAGCACAUACGCCUCUUGAGUUUGGGUAAAAAGAGUAAAGUUUUUAAAAAGUCCACCGAUGAUGAUGACGACGAUGAUGAAUUAGAAUUUCAAGAUUCCAUAGAUUUUAUAAAGCAGCACGAAGAUAAAUUGAAAGCUGAGGAGGAGGCAAAACUUCAACGUUUCAGGGAUGAAAUGAAAUUGGAACAAGAAGCUGAAUUGGAAAAAUGUAAGGAGACAAUGAAAAUCAAAUGCCGCGAAGAAGUUCGUCGGGAAGUUGAACAAGUGGUGAGGAAAGAACUGGAACAGGAAAUGCAGAAGGAGAUGAAAGAAGUUUUAAUGCCAAAGAUACGUAAUGAAUGUAUGGAAAAGGCUCGAGAAUCGUUGAGGGAAGAAGUUCGCGAAGAGUGCCGCGAAAAUGAAAUGAAAAAUCUUUUGGAUGAUCUACAGGCAUUUCUUAAAGAGCGUCAAGGUACUACAGAAACCGCCAAAACAAAUGAGACUACGAAAUCCAGGAGAAUAACAAUUAAUUGCCAAUCAUCAUCGGUCUGUAAUGAAGAACCAGCAGCCAAAAGACCUCGAUAUUCCAAUAAUAAAAUCCAGUUGAUACAAAUGAGCGAUUUAGAUGCAAAACCUGUUAAAGUAAUUACAGCGAAUCAAAUGACGAAUCACCAACAGUUGAAUGGCCCAGUCACGACAAAUAUCAAAACCCAAUCAGUUCUCAAUGAUGUUGCUGCUUCUGCUGAUAUGGAUAUAAAUGUCCAUGGCGAUGAGGAGGACGAGGAAAUGGAUGAGGAAAAUGAUUGUGAUAGUGAUAAUUUCUUUAUAUAUGACACCGAUGAAGGUUUUGAACUGCAAAAGAAGUCCAGCAGCAAAUCUCAAGCUAAUGAUGAAGAUUUAAUAUUGUCUCAAGAAUCGGCACAGACGUACGAUAGUGCCGAUGAUAAUUUGGUAACACUCGAAACGCAGACACCACAAAAGUCUUUGGAAACAAUGACAACAAUUUCAUAUAGAAUUGCAGAUUCUCAAAAUGGCGAAAUAAAGUUUUUAAAAAAAUCCACUGAUAUAAUCGAAAAUUCCGUGGUAAACCAUAAUGAUGAGGAUAACAAUGAUCAACUACAGAAUGCAAACAUUAUGAUUUUGGAUUACCCCACAGAAGAUGGUGAGGAUGAGGAACAUUUGGAAUUAAUAGAUUGUGGUGAAGAUUAUAACAAUAAAAAUAUGAAACCAAUUAUAUUAAAAACCCAAACCAUAAAAACCACUCAACCGAUCGAAGAUGAAAAUAACAUUCCUUCAACAAUCAACAAUGCACAACAUAACGUCAUUGCCUCAGCUACAGUGGAAACGACCACAACCACUACGACAUUAAUGUCCAAGACCUAUUCUGUACAGCGACAAACAGAUACGCCAAAAACAUUUAAAUGUAACAGCUGUCCCAUGGUAUUUUCAACAAACGCCUCUUUGGAACGGCAUUUACGUACCCACCGGAAGGGUGAAGAAACCGGUGUAUCAUUCCAAUGUCCCGAGUGUCAGGUGGUGGUGUCAUGUGCUAGCGCCUUGCGUCGUCACAUGUAUGUACAUUGUGAAGAAAAACCAUUUAUUUGUUCCGAAUGUGGUCGUUCGUUUGUACAAAAGGAAAUACUCAAACGGCAUAUGCAAACACAUACCGGCGUAAAACCAUAUCAAUGUGAACACUGUGAUCGUUCCUUUGCCCAACGUAUUAAUUUAAAACAGCACAUCAAUCGCCAUCACACCGAGGAGCCGCAGAUUCAACAAUAUUCCUGUCAUUUGUGUCCGAAACGUUUUAAUCACGCCUCCGGUUUGAGUCGUCAUUUGGCCUCUCACAGUGGUGUGGCAUUUCAGUGUUCCGAAUGUGAUCGUACCUUUGGCGAUCGUUCAUCGAUAAAGCGACAUAUUGCCAAUAAACAUGGCGGACUUAAAGAACCAAAGUUGGAAAAAAGUUAA
Messenger RNA from Musca vetustissima, 2217 nucleotides. Its product is annotated as zinc finger protein 782. The transcript has 3 exons. Gene Ontology annotation, biological process: regulation of DNA-templated transcription. Gene Ontology annotation, cellular component: nucleus. NCBI's taxonomy places the organism in Eukaryota, Metazoa, Arthropoda, Insecta, Diptera, Muscidae. Bases 1 to 2217 code for a protein of 738 amino acids. The record is from RefSeq and is a predicted model, not a curated record. Gene Ontology annotation, molecular function: zinc ion binding; DNA-binding transcription factor activity, RNA polymerase II-specific; RNA polymerase II cis-regulatory region sequence-specific DNA binding.